CGGAGACGCAGCGGAACUGCUGAGCGCGGAGCGGAGGGCGCGCAUCCCGACGCGGCGGGAGCCCGGCCCCGCGGCUGCCCUGCCCGCGCCGCUCCCGCUCCCGGGGCCCCGGCGCCCCCGCCCCGCGUCAGGCCCGGCGUCACCCGGGCCGGGGACGAAGGGCGGAGCGGAGAGGCCGGCGGCAGCCCCCGGCCGGAGACGUGAGCCCCCUCCGGGUUGCCCGACAGCCCGGGGAGGGGGCCUCGGGCCGGGCCGCUGCGUCCGCCGGCCGGGGGCUGGGGAUCCCCGAACCCGAGCCCGAACCCCAGCCCCCAGCCCCGCCACGUUCACGAGCCCGAACUCCGAGCCCCGAGUGGGAUCGGCGCUGGGCACCAUGGCCUGGAGCCCCCUGCAGGGCUGGUGCCGCGGGCUGGCCGUGGACGCGCGCCGGGCCCUGCUACUCACCGGCAUCCCGGCGAACAGGACCGUGCGCGGCGGGCGGGCCCAGGCCGCCCUGCUGGAGCUCCUGGGGGACAUGGACCCCGCCGCCCUCCCCAGCGAGGUCUCCGGCGGCGGGGCCGGCGCCUGGAGUGUCCUGUGCGGGGCCCGCGCGGAGGACACCCGGGUCCUGCGGCGGCUGAAGCGCCUGCUGCUGGAGGAACGGCGCCCGGGGGCCUCGCCCGCCGCCCCCGCGGCCGCAGAGGCUCAGGCCCAAGCCCCGGGGUCGGAGCGCGCGGCCCGGGACGCUGGACCCGAUCCCGGCGCAGCCUGCAAGGGCCGGCGGAGUCGUCGCCGCCAAAGCAGAGCCGGAGGCCACAGGUGGACGCCGAAGGGCAAGAAGCAAGGCCGAGGGGGUCGGCGGUUCCCCUGCAGCUGCGGCAGGCGCUGGUCCGAGUACUCCUCCUCCUCCUCCUCCUCCUCCUCCUCGGACAGCCUGGGCAUCGUGAUCGAGGAGCUGGACGAGGCGGCGCUGGGCGGGCUGGCGGCGCAGAGGGCGCUGUACGCCACGCUGCAGGCGGCCGCCCGGGAGCUGGUGCGGAAGGGGGCGCUGCGGGGGGACCCCGAGGCCGCGCGCGGCGGCCCCCGCGAGCUCCUGGCGCUGGUCACCGUGACGGACAAGGCCAAGAAGGAGGCGCUGGAGAAGGACACCCCGGGGGCCGAGUCCAUCAGCCUGAACGUGGAGGACUUGAGCGGGGUCUUCCACCUGGUGGCCCUCCUGGCUGUGCGGGACACGUGGUCCGAGGGGCCGGCGGGCAGCGACGCUCCGGAGAGCAGCGGCGACGACACGACGCAGGACAGCGGCGGCGGGGACCUGGAGCCGGAGGCGGGCCACCCCGAGUUCGUGGCCAUCGUGGCCUACACGGACCCCGCGGACCCCUCGGCCCGGGAGGAGAUGCUGAAGAUCGCCUCGGUGAUCGAGUCGCUGGGCUGCAGCGACCGGAGCGCGAAGCGGAAGGAGCGCAAGGACGCGCUGCCCGAGGUGCUGUCCGUCAUGGCCAAGGACACGGGCGCGGCGCGCGUGCGGGUGCGGGAGGCCGGCCGCCUGGUGGACGCGCUGGUGCUGCGGGAGGCCCGGGACGACGGCGACCUGCUGGAGUGCAUCUCCUCCCCGGCGCAGCCCGAGCCCCGCCGCCAGGGGGCGCCCGCCCCGCGCGGCCUGUUUGCCGGCUGGGGGGCCGGGGAGGAGCGGGGCGAGGUGGGCCUGCUGGAGCUGGUGGCGCUGCUGGCGGCCAGGGACAUGGCUGAGGGGGUGAAGGAGGAGAGGGAGGGGGCCCGGGAAGGCGGGACGUGCCAGCACCACCACCCGGGCAGCCUCGGGGAGCUCCUGGCGGCGCGUGAGAUCGGAGAGGAGGAGGAGGAGGAGGACAAGGACGAGGACGAGGAGGAGGACGAGGACGAGGACGAGGACGAGAAGGGGACUUCGGAGGGUGGCUCCGAGGAGACAUCGGAGGACACGGAGAGUGAGGAGUCGGAGCCUGGGGAUCGGGCUUCCCGGAAGCCCCGGGCCAAGCGCCCCCGCACGGCCCACAAGGCCCUGGGUUCCGCUGGCGCCCCCGCGGGGACCCGCAAAACCCGACGGGGAGGCCGCGGCCGCGGCGACCGGGGCGACUCUCCCGGGAAGAAAGCAGAGGAGGAGGCGGCGGGCGGCCAGAAGAAGAAGAAAAAGAAGAAAAGGAAGAAGAAGGGGCGCGGGGGAAGAAGGCUCGCGUGGGCGGGAGGCCGGCCCUCCAGGGCUGCUAGCGGCUCCGGAGAAGCGAGGCGGGCGGCCCAGAGGCCUCUCCCCGUGUCCCCUCCGGCCCCCCUUCCGGCAGCAGAGGCCGGCCUCCCGCUGAGCCGCGCCUUGCGCUCUGCGCCCUGCCAGGCGCUGGCCUCGGGUCUCCCCGUUACCUCCCAGCCCCUCCUCUGCAGGCGGCGAGCGAUCCUAACGGAAGACGGAGAAAGA
Pipistrellus kuhlii (Kuhl's pipistrelle) is the source of this 2422-nucleotide messenger RNA. It is a transcript of the gene PNMA8B, whose product is annotated as PNMA family member 8B. NCBI's taxonomy places the organism in Eukaryota, Metazoa, Chordata, Mammalia, Chiroptera, Vespertilionidae. The record is from RefSeq and is a predicted model, not a curated record.